AUGCCAGGAGCCAUGGCUGGAGACAAAGAGAAACUCUCGAUUGCCGUGGUGUCCAUGCACAAGCAGGGCCAUCUCGCUCCUGUGCUCUACCUUUGCAGCGAGCUCUGCAAGCGAGGGCACCAGGUUUGCGUCUACAUGCCGGAGAUUGGGAAGAAUGAUUUUGAGAAGAAGAUCAAAGAGACUGGAGCUGCGCUGGUUGCUUUGGACAUGCAAGGCUACAGCGACGAGACGAUCAAGAGCACAGCGACUGCUUCGCGCAAACAUGUUUUCACCGUGAUUUCAAAUCUGAUGUGCCCGGCCUUGAGGAAAGAAUUCUCCCAGAAGAGGCCUGACGUGGUGCUAGCAGACUUUGCUUCCAUCGCAGGAUGUCUGAUCACCGAAGAGAUGAAGCUGCCAUUGGUGCUGAAUAUGCCGGGACCCUUGUCACUGAUGCAAGUGAUUUGUGGUUUGCCCGACACCUCGACCGGCGUAAACUGCUUCGGUCUACACCUGGCGAGGCAACGCUUCAGUGCCUUGACCUUAGUGAAGUGGCUCGGCUUGGGUGGCUUGACGGAAUGGGGCAAACCCUUGCGGAAUGCGGUGGGCCGUGGCGCCAUGGUGCUGGUGCAGACCAUUUGGGGCUUGGAUAAGCCGAUGCCCAUCUAUCCCAACUUCAUCGUCACCGGCCCGGUCCUGCCGCCGGCGGCCGCUCUGCGCGACGGCCUGGCCAAGCACGUGGAACUCCAGCGCUUCCUGCGCGCCGCGCCGGAGGGUGUGGUCUAUGUGACCACGGGGAGCUUGGUGAAGCUGGAAGCGUGGCAGGUACGCGUGAUCUUUAAUGGCCUGAAAAAGGCUAAGUGCCGUGUGGUGUGGAGCUUGAAGGAAGAGAAACAAGAGUUUCUCCCCAGCAAGGAGGACCCAGACUUCUUCAUCAGCAAGUGGCUUCCACAAGCAGAGUUGCUACAAGAUCCGGCCAUCAAACUGGUGAUCACACACUGCGGCUGGGGCGGUAUCAUGGAAACCCUGAUUGCCGGAAAGCCCAUGGUGGCGGUGCCUUUCUUUGGUGAUCAACCUCAAAAUGCCAAGCUGAUCCAACAAAGAGGUCUUGCUGAAUUGAUUGGCAGAAUCCCUACUGGAGCUGAGGGGACCCUGAAUCCCUACAAGGAGGGCUGGAUCACUGAAGACUCGGUGUGCUCGGCAGUGACCAAGGUGAUGAACACUCCAUCUUAUGCAGCUAAGGCAGCUGAACUCAUGAUUGCAUCUGGUGCCACAGGUGGUGUAGCCACUGCUGCUCAGCAUGUGGAGUGGGCUGCACGCUAUGGCACCAGCCACGUGAAGCCGGAGAACUUCAGCUAUUUCACAGGAUCAAAUCCUUUUAAUGGCUUAGUCGUUGGACUAGGCUUAUGUGCAGUGGGCCUCUGCAAACUCUCGCUGUUCUAA
Molecule: messenger RNA, 1419 nt
Organism: Durusdinium trenchii
Lineage: Eukaryota; Dinophyceae; Suessiales; Symbiodiniaceae
Source: the annotation of a GenBank genome assembly